AUGUCUACCAUCGCUCUACCUUUCAUCCUCUUGGUCAUCGGCGUUGCCACCGUGACUUCGGUCAGGAAGCUGUUUUCCGCCCUCGCGAAAUAUACCGCGCAAAUUCGGGCUAGCGUCUCUGAUCUUUGGUCUCAAAAUUCAAAGACAUCCUUCAAUGCCGGUGGAGGACCGCUGUCGAGACAUGACGUCGUGUCGCUCUACAAAGAGGGCACCUGGCAGCGCCAAGCUUUCGACCGCUACACCUCGGUACUGCUCAACGAGGACUUGAUAUUCCCGUGCAUCUACGCCACCAAAGGCUUCAAUGGCAACGAGCAGCGCUUCGUCUUCAUCGACACUGACGACCUCUCCGACCAACGCCAUAUCAAGACUCUAGCACGUGCUCUCACCGCCUACCUCCCGCAAGCCCGGUCCCUGGGCCCCAACACCUCGCUCGUCCUCCUCGCCCGCGAAAACGACAAUCCCCGCACGAUCGAGGAGUACAACGUCGGUUUUUGGAAGUUGCUGGACGGCCUGGCGAGGCUCGAUAAGAAGGCGUGGCCGGCCGAUAUCCCGCAGGAAAUCGAUACGGACAGAUGGUGCUUCUGCUUUGGCGGGGAGCCGUUCUUCACUGUCGUGCAGACACCAGCCCAUCAAGUACGCCAAUCGCGCUACGCCAAAGGGCUGUCAAUCGUCUUCCAGCCCAAGUGGAUCUUCGAUAUUCUGUUCAGCACGGACGCGAAACGCGCCGGUGCUCUCUCUAAAGUCCGAUCACUGCUCGCGAAGUACGACACAAUCCCUGUUAGCCCCGAGCUGAAGAACUACGGAGAGGAGGGGUCGAGGGAGAGCAAACAGUACUUCCUCCUCGAUGAGAACUCGCCAGCCGACUGCCAUCUACAGGUCUUGGGGCAGUGA
Molecule: messenger RNA, 891 nt
Organism: Pleurotus ostreatus (oyster mushroom)
Lineage: Eukaryota; Fungi; Basidiomycota; Agaricomycetes; Agaricales; Pleurotaceae
Exons: 3
Coding region: 1-891 (296 amino acids)
Source: RefSeq, a predicted model, not a curated record